Messenger RNA from Coregonus sp. 'balchen', 1690 nucleotides. NCBI's taxonomy places the organism in Eukaryota, Metazoa, Chordata, Actinopteri, Salmoniformes, Salmonidae. The record is from the annotation of a GenBank genome assembly.
AUGGAGAAUACUAAUGACACAUCUCAAGAUGUCAUCAAUUUCACACAGAAUGAAGUUCUGACUAAUAUGCCACAGAACUCCAUUGAAGUACAAGUUAUAACAAUUGUUCUCGCACUUCUAAUAUGCGGAGUUGGGAUAGCGGGUAAUAUAAUGGUGGUGUUGGUUGUGCUACGCACAAAGCACAUGAUGACCCCUACUAACUGGUAUCUUGUCAGUCUGGCUAUUGCGGACCUUAUCGUCCUUUUAGCGGCAGGUUUACCCAAUAUUUCUGAAGUAGUCGAUUCUUGGAUAUACGGUUACGCUGGGUGCCUUUGCAUCACAUACCUGCAAUACCUGGGUAUCAAUGUAUCAUCCUGCUCCAUCACAGCGUUCACCAUUGAGCGCUACAUUGCUAUCUGCCACUCCAUCAAGGCGCAAUUUAUUUGCACUGUGUCUCGGGCGAAGAGGAUAAUUGCCUUUGUGUGGAUUUUCACCUCGCUUUACUGCUUAAUGUGGUUAUUUUUAGUGGACACGAACGAAACUGUCUACGCCAAUGGGGUGGUGGUCAGCUGUGGCUAUCGUGUCUCAAGAAACCUCUACAUGCCAAUUUACUUUCUAGACUUUUCUUUGUUUUACGUCAUCCCUCUGAUUGUGGCUACUGUGCUGUACGGUCUCAUCGCAAGGAUUUUAUUCAUGAGCCCCUUGCCAACCAAUCUCAACGGCAGAAGUGAAGGUUCUAUACACCAGGGACGCUCCACCAGCACAGUCAAGGUGUUGGGCAAAUCAAACAAUGGUGCAGUGACGUCAAGAAAACAGGUAUGCUAUUCAGAUCAGGAGGAUAGUAAUAAAUGCUUCAUAAAGGCUUCUAAAUUGACAAUAGCGUAAAAAAUGUGUUCACAGUAAUAAUUUAGGCUACAGCAUUAAUGGUCCACUUGGACAGUUUAUCAAUGUAGUAUGGGAUUACAACAAUCCUAACUGGACUGGUCAUGUGGGCGGAGUACUUGGAUUGUAAUUCAAGAAAGGGAGGAUACAGCACUGCAGGCUCAUAGUAAUGGUUUCAAAGUCCAUGGAAUCAUGUAAUUGUCGCCUCUAUGUUUACCAUCAUUAGAAUGUUCUACACUACACCAGAAAAACACUGUUUUGUUUUUGCAGUUUGAAUUUCAGGCAUAAAGUGCCUUUCAUCAGACAAAAAACGAUCAACUAAAAAACAACCAGCAACAUUUGAGUCAAUUAUUGCACCCGUGCAUUAUUUUAUUUUUUGCCCUGUGCCCCAUAAUUUAGGUUACAAAGAUGCUUGCAGUGGUGGUGAUUAUGUUUUGCCCUGCUCUGGAUGCCAUACCGGACGCUGGUGGUGGUCAACUCUUUCAUGGACCCACCCUACCUAAACACAUGGUUCCUGCUCUUCUGCCGCAUAUGCAUCUACACCAACAGUGCCAUCAACCCUAUCAUCUACAACCUGAUGUCUCAGAAGUUCCGGGCAGCCUUCAAAAAGCUUUGCAAGUGCAACGGACAAGACCCAGAGAAGGUUACCAAGUACAAUGUCCCAGUGUAUUACAGUGUCAUAAAGGACUCUUCCCAUGAGAGCCCUGAGCAGACAGAGCAGGAGGAUGUCAGCAGCUAUGGGAACACUGGUGGUAAGAGGGCAACUUCACAGUUAAGUGUUGGGACACCGGCACUAUGUUCAGCAUUGCCUGAUAGACAGAAAAAAUAG